ACCUACGGGCGCUGCGAAGAAAAGCGGCUGUGGCUUCAGUUGUUCCUCAUUUGGGGCUUGUUCACGGUCAGUACCGGCUCCUAGCUCGUUUCUUCCCCGGUUUGUGUCGGAAUCUGCGCUCAGAGACAACAGCAUGGAUAAACUCUCCGUUUUAACGGUAACUCUUAGCCUGGUUGUAGUUAUGAGUCAGGUGAACUGCACGUCCCCCACAACGAAGAGAGUCACUAAAGCGCAGAUUCUGGGUUUUGACUGGAAGAACUGUGGGCAGCCAGAUGCUCCAGCUGUUCUGAAGACCCUGAAUGUGUCUCCAGACCCGAUCUCCAUCCCAGGAGACCUGACGGCCUCCGCCUCUGGAUCCACAUCUGUUGAGCUGAGCGCCCCCCUGUCUUUGAACGUGACCCUGGAGAAGGAGGUGGCAGGUUUCUGGGUGAAGGUCCCGUGUGUGGAGGAGUUGGGCAGUUGUCACUAUCCGGACGCUUGUGAUAUUCUGAACCAGCUGAUCCCCCCCGGUCAGGACUGUCCUGAACCGCUGCACACCUACGGGCUGCCCUGCCACUGCCCCUUCAAGGCUGGCUCGUACUCUCUGCCUCAGUCGGACUUCUACCUGCCCAACAUGGACCUGCCCUACUGGCUGACGAACGGGAACUACCGUGUGCAGGGCGUCCUGGGCAGCCAGGACAAAGAGCUGGGCUGCGUCAAAGUGGCUCUGUCCCUUCACUCCAGCUAAAACCAACAGGAACGAACCGGCAGGAGGUUUCGGGGGUUCGUUUACUUGCACAGAACAAAGAUUGAAAAUUGGGAAACAAAAGCAGACGUUGCACAAAGUUCCGAGUGUGAUAAACCUCACAGGGGUCGAUGAGAAGUUUUGAUGUCAGACGACAGCGAGGAAAGAACAUUUCAUAUUUCUACAUACAUUAGCAGCUGUAGCUGUCAGUUUAGCUGCUUCCUGCGUCUCUGCUGCCGACACUUCACUGUCAGCUGUGGCUGCUUUGCAUGAAAGUGCAGCUUUUCCCCUCCAGCAUUUAUUCUGUUCUAUAUGCACAUUAACUGCUUCACUUUACCCGCUGCAGCCAAUCACGGUGCCAUAAAAUGAUGAGUGGCGAAAGUGAAAAUGACAAGUGCUUCUUAACUGGCAGAUGAGAAUUUCCCAUUAGUUUAAUUUUGUUCUCUAAAAACUGAGGCGCCAGAAAAAAGUUAUGCAUAGUUUUGAGGAAAAGUAGGAAAAAUGUCCCUUUUGACAUUUGACUGUGACCUCAAAAACUUUUUUUUUUUAUGGCCUUCAGUCUCUUCUGCAGGAAGUUGCACAGAUUUUUAAAUCACGAUCAAAAAAUGAUUUUUUUUAAUAGUCCCAGUGAGAGUUUCUGUGGUUGUGAUGUGGAUGUGUGUGAAGCUGAAGCCCAGAGGAGCCGCAGGUGUCUCUCACAGGGAAAUGUUGUCACUUCAUGUCGACACUUUGAGAAACAGGAAGAAAAUCUGAGAGCUGCUCUCAAAAACCUUUAUUCAUCCAGCAAAAACAGACAGAAAAGUGCUUUUUUUUCCAGCUUGACUCUGUUUUCCUGUCGCCUGUUGGAUCAGUGGGGGUUGACAGGCUUGGCAUGAGGCUGUUGAGGGAAGAGAAACAGAUUUGAACCCACAACUUGUCGGUCGUGAGCAUCUUUCUGUUGGCAGCACUGCGACACUCAUUCAGGGAAGUCGACCAAAAGUACGAGAGCCUGCUGGACUCAUAAUUCCCGCUAGAUCAAUCAUCACAUGUUGAUUACUCUUCAUCGUUUUUCAAGCUCAUACUGAACUGAUGCAGGCGACUAAAAUCCAAUGUGAUUGAACAGAAAACCUGAACUAGAAACCCUAAAAAGAAAAAUAAGAAUAGUUGUUGGAAGUGAAAUCAGCAUUUUUUUCUCAGUGUUUCAGAUAUUUUUCAUCUGACGUCAGAUGUGUCAAAGAAAUGAAAGUUUUUUGGAGGUGAAUUCAGUUCUUUGGUGAUGAAAUGUUCUUUUUGACCUGUUCUGCAGUAAUGAUGAAUAAUGUUUUUCCUGCGUGUGAUGCCGGGAUUUGUUUUUUAAGUGCUCUCGGUUCUUUACUUCAAUCAUUCUUUAAAAAUGGGGAAGUCUGAAAACGUAGCAGCAGAAGCUCUGCUGGGAAUUAAGCAGCGUUCAUCUGCCUCAUUAAUGUAAUCUAACUGAUAGCAGCCACUGUAUGAGAGAUGUUAUUUGUUUUUUUAAUCGUUUUUUUGAUCUUAUUAUUCUGUUUAUUUUGACCGAGUGCCUGAUUAGAUCUUUGGGAGGAAGUCCUGCAUUUACAAUUAAGAGUGAAAUGAAUAAAAGAAGAAAUGAAAUCAUGAAACAUGUGCAGAGAGAACUGCUGAGGUUUAUUAGAUAAUUCUUGCCGAAAUGUUUUGUUUUCUACAGUGUUGAUGACAAUGACGGGAUCAGUGUCUGCACAGUUUUUAAUAAACAUUGUUCCGUUA
Molecule: messenger RNA, 2464 nt
Organism: Chelmon rostratus (copperband butterflyfish)
Lineage: Eukaryota; Metazoa; Chordata; Actinopteri; Chaetodontiformes; Chaetodontidae
Gene: gm2a
Product: GM2 ganglioside activator
Exons: 4
Coding region: 134-727 (197 amino acids)
Biological process (GO): ganglioside catabolic process; lipid transport
Cellular component (GO): cytoplasmic side of plasma membrane
Molecular function (GO): lipid carrier activity; enzyme activator activity
Source: RefSeq, a predicted model, not a curated record